This is a messenger RNA of Cylicocyclus nassatus, 600 nucleotides long. The record is from the annotation of a GenBank genome assembly. Lineage: Eukaryota; Metazoa; Nematoda; Chromadorea; Rhabditida; Strongylidae.
AUGGCUGCACAGCGAUUGGUAGGUACGGCUUUUGGCACAAGAUCUUUCAUUGAUCCUUGCAAGAAGGUCUAUGGAGAAUUGGCUAGCACAUUUUCAACUGAAGAAGAGAUACGAGACAACUGUGUUGUUGCUUUCACAACAGUUGGUGAUGCUGUCUACGCCUUAACAGAAACUCCUUAUUUAGCCAGGAUUGACAUUGAUUCGCUUGAUUAUAAAGACAAAGUUGACAUUCGUGACCAUUUGAAAAUCGUCCUCCAUACCUUCACGGCUCAUAGCCACACUGAUCCUGAAGGAAACAUUCUUAACAUCGGAAGCCAAUUUGGAUCCAAGUCGAACUACAUAUUUGCGAAGACAAAAAAUCCGUUGAAGAUCGAAGGAGCGAAAAGUCCGUACAGCUUGGAAUAUACAGAGCUGCUAGGUAUGGUCCCAGCUACGGAUGCUCUGGCUCCAGCUUACUACCACUCAUUUGGAGUAACGGAAAAUUACUUCAUACUUUUCGAAUCUCCUGAGAGAAUUGAUAUAAUGAAGAAGGCACAGAAGGAGGAAGGAGAACCGCAGAAAUGCAUCAACGAAUGCAUGUACUGGGACGGAAAAGCCAAA